Molecule: messenger RNA, 498 nt
Organism: Chiroxiphia lanceolata (lance-tailed manakin)
Lineage: Eukaryota; Metazoa; Chordata; Aves; Passeriformes; Pipridae
Gene: CUNH11orf98
Product: chromosome unknown C11orf98 homolog
Exons: 4
Coding region: 115-498 (127 amino acids)
Source: RefSeq, a predicted model, not a curated record
CAGAAGCGCGCGGGGACGGGCCAAUGGAUGCCGGGAGAGGGAGGAGAGGCGGGGUUAUUGACCCGGAAGUGAAGACAAACCGGAAGCGGGUCCUUAAGACCACGUGGGAGCGCGAUGGGGAUUGGGGGGAAAAUCAACCGGCCCCGGACGGAGCUCCGUAAGAAGCUGUUCAAGCGGCGGCGGGAGCUGGCGCGGGGGCGGCGGCAGAAGCGGCGGUCGGGCCCGGCGGUGUCGGUGCCGCCCCCGCUGUGGGGGAAGAGGCGGCGGAAGGAGCUGAAGCGGCUGCGGGGAGCGGCGAAACGGGCGCUGGAAGCGGCGGCGGCCGCGGGGAGAAAACCGGAGAUGGAAACGAGAAAGAGGAAAAGCGGCGACGUCGAGAUGGAAGAGGAGGAGCCCCUGGGGACAGCGAGGACACCCCCGGAGACACCCCUGGAGACACCCCCGGAGACACCCCUGCAGACACCCCCGGGGACAUCCCCGGGCACCAGGGGCACCUGA